This is a messenger RNA of Penicillium olsonii, 1683 nucleotides long. The record is from the annotation of a GenBank genome assembly. Lineage: Eukaryota; Fungi; Ascomycota; Eurotiomycetes; Eurotiales; Aspergillaceae.
AUGGUCGAUACAACCUCCACCGAUUCUUCAAGUUGGGAUUUCUCCCAGGUGCAUGACCUAUUGCGGUCGCCAACCUAUGGGGGUGCCUUGAGCCCGAUUUGCCACCCCGGAUCGACGACUCACUCGUUUCAAGACCAACAGCCCAAGACUCCUGACAACGAUGCUAGUGCCAAGCUCAAAACUCUGAGCACUCGAAGCAGCCACACCAAAUUAGGGGAUUUUGGCUCACUCUGGGAACUUUUGAAUCAUGGCCCCGCACCUGUUAGCCUAACGCCAGCUUUGGUCACAACAGUGCCCAAGCUGUCGGAUGAUGAACCAACGUCCUCCUACGCCUCAGCUUGCGAACCAAUCAAUCAGUCUGUUGACGAUGUCUCAUCGCCUCCCCGGCCAGUCGCUGUAUCUCCAAACAUUUCGACCGAUCCUGGCAUCACGGCUGUGAAGCGUUCCAAUGUUGCCAACCAUGCUUCCCACCCACCCACUCAAACACAACCAGUAUCGAUUUUGAAGAGAGCAGUGGAUGAAAACUGCUCGGGGAAAAACGUCAAUGUGAAAUUUGACUAUCCACGCACUCCAACCAAACAUGCCGCCACUACCGGAAGCUCAAGCGACACCCCCAAGGCCAAAUCCAAGCCGAAGAAGCAAUUCAAAGCCAAACCCUCAAACUCUGGCAAUGAACCAUUCUCUUCCGAAAGCAGUGCCGGAGUUGAUGAUUCGGACUCAAGUGCUGUUUUCGAUCGUCCUUUGCCCCAAAGGACUGGAGCUCUUUCGUUUGUUCCAGCCCAAAUUGGUACGCCUGAAGCUAAGACCAGCCGUUAUGACACCCCGCCAUCUUCGUUUGACGACCAAGAGUGGACUCUGAACACCGAGACUAUCAGAAACGGUAUUCGUGUUCGAUCUACCUUGUACAAGUCGUCGACGGAGCGCAGGGUCUCUUUGAUGACCAGACUCUUGAAGGAGUUCCCUGGCUAUGCCAAAAUUGUCUCCCAAGUGGGACAGGCUGUGCAAAGUCAGCCCAAGAAAACCCCCGCCUCGCAGCCGAUUCAUAUCUUUGUUGAUAUGUCCAACAUUAUGGUGGGAUUCCAUGAUUCGGUCAAAUCCUCGCGAAGCAUUCCCCAAUCAACCCGGAUCCGCCGCGUCCACAUGUCGUUCGCCAACCUGUCUCUAAUCAUGGAGCGAGGCCGUCAGGCCGCCAAGAGAGUCUUGGUGGGCUCGGAUCGCCUCCCUUCUAUUGAAGAAGCUGAAAUGCUGGGUUAUGAGACCAACAUCUUGGACCGUGUGCAAAAAGUGAAGCACACCACACCUCGUCGUAACAAAACUCGGAAGUAUCCAGCCUCCGACUCGCAGGGGGCAUCCAGUGGGCCUGAAACGGUCGCUGCCUCCGGUGAGCGCUGGGUCGAACAGGGUGUGGACGAAAUUCUGCACCUGAAGAUCCUUGAGAGCCUCGUGGAUACCGAUGAACCUGCCACCAUUGUCCUGGCGACCGGUGACGCCGCAGUUGCCGAGUUUUCUGGCGGAUUCAUGAGAAUGGUUGAGCGUGCGCUGCAGCGCGGCUGGACUGUCGAGCUUGUGAGCUUUGCGCAGGGAACUAGCUAUGCGUAUCGAAAGAAAGAGUUCCGGGCGCAGUGGGGAGAUCAAUUCCGCAUUGUCGAGCUGGAUCCUUACGUUGAGGAAUUGUUUGAAUAG